This is a messenger RNA of Ictalurus furcatus (blue catfish), 5462 nucleotides long. RefSeq names its product regulatory factor X, 1a (influences HLA class II expression) (gene rfx1a). Gene Ontology annotation, molecular function: RNA polymerase II cis-regulatory region sequence-specific DNA binding; DNA-binding transcription factor activity, RNA polymerase II-specific. The record is from RefSeq and is a predicted model, not a curated record. The transcript is spliced from 19 exons. NCBI's taxonomy places the organism in Eukaryota, Metazoa, Chordata, Actinopteri, Siluriformes, Ictaluridae. Gene Ontology annotation, cellular component: nucleus. Gene Ontology annotation, biological process: regulation of transcription by RNA polymerase II. Bases 171 to 2921 code for a protein of 916 amino acids.
AACAGUUGCCCGGGUGAGGACGAAGCGCCAUAGCCACGGUAGUCCUGGCGACAAGAGCCCAGCAACAAGAAUCAACAACAACAGCCCGAUUCAUUGAAACGCUAAAAAAAAAUCAAACAUUGCGGUGGAAAAAUCACUCGGAUUAAAAGCGUUUCAGCCAGGCGAUCUCGAUGGCGACUCCAGCCUAUGUUGGGGAGCUGCAGCAGACCUCCCAGCCUCCAUCGGGCACUGUAACCGUAACACCAGGCCAACCUGUUGUUGUCACGACUGCGGCACCUCAGCAGUACCUCUCAGAGCUGCAAAAUACCGUGACCUCUGUCUCGGCAUCGGCAACCUCUGGCCAGGUCACGCCCCCUCCUGCACAAACCCCGCCCACUCAAGCCCCGCCCACACAGACUCAGUAUGUCCCAUCUGAGAUGCAGAAUUCACCCACGCAGUCCAGCAAUGCCCAGAACACACCGCAGUAUAUCGUGGUUACGGUUACAGAGGGCUCCAUCCAUUCAAGUGACUCGGUUUCGGAUUCCAGCCCUCCACCUGCAGUGGUACAGACCGGAGUUCCCACUCAGGUGGUGCAGCAGGUGCAGUCAGCCCAGCAGAGGUCUGUGGUCCAAGCCACAUCUCAGCCUACCAAGACUGAACAGGGCACACAAAUGAGCGUCACCAGCCUACAGCCUGUACACUUGACUCAGGAGCAGCUGCAGCAAGUACCCGUGCAGCACGUCUACACUAACCAGGUGCAGUAUGUAGAGGGAGGAGACACAAGCUACACUACCAGCACCAUACGUUCCGGCAGUUUUGUGUACACUGACAGUCCCUUGUACACUCAGACCAGUGGUGCUCAGUAUUAUGAAAGCACCAGUGUCAGUGUCUCCGCCUCCCAGGCUGCCUCUCCUGUGAAUACAGGCUUUGUGACGGGGACGGGGCAAAUUGUGACCAGUGCCACACCUGGCACAGGGGGUGGAGCCACAGCAGUAAUCGCAGUGUCAGGGUCGGCCGCUAAUGGCUCCGGGGACGGAGGAGGCGGGGCCAACGGGAGCAGUGGCAGCUACGUGAUCCAGGGAGGCUACAUGCUCAGCAGCGGCGGAGGCACCAGCAGCAGCAGCAGUGGAAACGGCCAGAGUUACUCACAAAAUGCUCGCGUCUCCCCGGCCACCGUGAGUAUUAGCGAGGGAGAGGAGAAUAGCGUGCCGUCUGCAGACAAAAAGUAUCAGAACGAUGAUGUGCUCAUCGUUCCCUUUCACGCAUCAGAGAGCACAGUCAAAGAGCAGAGGGAGUCACUGUCCUCUGGCCCUCAGGUGCAGUGGUUGUUGGAUAAUUAUGAGACGGCGGAGGGUGUGAGCCUACCGCGCUCUACUCUCUACUGCCACUACCUGCUGCACUGCCAGGAGCAGAAGCUGGAGCCCGUCAAUGCCGCCUCAUUCGGAAAGCUCAUCCGCUCCGUCUUCAUGGGCCUGAGGACGAGGCGUCUGGGUACCCGAGGGAACUCAAAAUAUCACUACUAUGGGCUGAGGAUUAAAGCUAGCUCCUCUCUGCUCCGGCUAAUGGAGGACCAACAACACCUGGCAAUGAGGCAGCAGCCCUUCUCCCAAAAACAGAGGUUGAAGCCAGUACAGAAGAUGGAAGGAAUGACCAAUGGGAUGUCGUCAGGCACGGGACAACAGCAGCAGCAACAGACUUCAGGGCUUUCUGACAUCAGUGCCCAGGUGCAGCAGUACCAACAGUUCCUGGAUGCGUCCCGUGCUCUCCCAGAGUUCCCUGAAAUUGACUUGCAGGGCAAGCCUUUGCCAGAGGGCAUUGAACUGGAACACAUUAAGAGCUUUCAGCUACUCUACAGAGAGCACUGCGAGGCCAUCCUGGACGUCAUGGUGAACCUGCAGUUCACACUGGUGGAGACACUGUGGAAAACGUUCUGGAGGUUUAGCGAGAGUCAGGCAGGAGACACGGCCACGCUGGCUGUUCAUGAUGAGUCAGAGAAGCGGCUACCCAAAUCAUGCCUGGUGCUGCUGUGCAAGUAUGAGCCGGCACUGCGUUGGAGCCGUGACUGCGACAAUACGCUGUACCAGGGCCUGGUGGAGAUCCUCAUCCCAGACGUACUGAGACCCAUACCCAGUGCCUUAACUCAAGCCAUCCGGAACUUUGCCAAGAGUCUGGAGAGCUGGCUGACUAACGCCAUGAUGAACAUUCCCGAGGAGAUGGUCCGCAUCAAAGUGACAUGUGCAAAUGCAUUUGCGCAGACGCUGCGCAGGUACACCUCUUUGAACCACCUGGCCCAGGCUGCCCGUGCUGUGCUGCAGAACACUGCGCAGAUCAACCAGAUGCUCAGCGACCUCAACCGAGUCGACUUUGCAAACGUGCAGGAGCAGGCCUCUUGGGUAUGUAGGUGUGAAGACCGUGUGGUGCAACGGUUAGAACAGGACUUUAAGCUCACCCUGCAGCAGCAGAACUCACUGGAGCAGUGGGCUGCUUGGCUGGAUGGCGUUGUCUCCCAAGUCCUAAAGCCCUACCAGGCCAGUCCGGCCUUCCCCAAAGCUGCUAAACUCUUCCUGCUCAGAUGGAGCUUCUACAGCUCUAUGGUAAUCAGAGAUCUGACACUGCGCAGUGCAGCCAGUUUUGGUUCCUUUCAUCUCAUCCGCCUGCUAUAUGAUGAGUACAUGUAUUACCUAAUAGAGCACAGAGUGGCCCAGGCCAAAGGGGAGACCCCUAUCGCGGUCAUGGGAGAGUUUGCCAGCCUUGGUCGCAGUCUUAACACACUGGAUCCUGAUAAAGAAGAGGAGGAUGAGGAGGAAGAGGAGAGUGAUGAUGAGUGUCAGGAAUUGGCUCUGCCCGCUGACGGAGCUGCUCUCGGCGACGAAUCUUUGGAGCCACCUGUUAAGCUCGCCCGAACCGACCAGAGAGUGCUCUUUAGCAGCACAGAGAACUGAGAAACACACAUUCCACCACACACACACACACACACACACACACACACACACACACAUUUGUUAUAUACACAUAGUAAAAAAACAUGCUGCAGUUCACAUAACUCUAUUGACAUAUACUUACUCACACACACACACACACAUACACACACACACACACUCAUUUAAAGAAAUACUUAAUGUUUUUUAAACCAAUCUCUAUCAAAUAAAUCUGUAGCUUAUGUUUGAUUACCACAGUCCUUGGCACAUUUCCUUGUACUGAGAAAAGAAGAGAGAUCCUCUUUACUUGAAACUCGCUUAUAAUGGAAGUCUCAGGGCAGAAAAAAAAUUUAAUGAAUUUGUAUACGCAUUUAUUAAUUGCCCCAUAAACUACCCUUCGACCUCCAAUAUAAGUGACUUUGUGUUCUUAAAGUUGUUUAAGUUCUUUUAUCAAGGGGCACGGUGGCUUAGUGGUUAGCAUGUUUGCACCUCUGCAUCUCUGCGGUUGGGGGUUUGAUUCCCACCUCCGCCCUGUGUGCGUGGAGUUUGCAUGUUCUCCCCGUACUUCGGAAUUUCCUCCGGGUACUCUGGUUUCCUCCCCUAGUCCAAAGACAUGCACUGUAGGUUGAUUGGCAUCUCUAAAAUUGUCUGUAGUGUGUGCCCUGCGAUGGGCUGGAACCCUGUAUAGGGUGUCCCUCACCUUGUGUCCCUGGGAUAGGCUCCAGGCUCCCCCUGACCCUGUGUAGGAUAAGCGCUACAGAAAAUGGAUGGAUGUUCUUUUAUCAGUACAGCAUUACAUGCCAAAAUGACUCUCUGUGGAAUCAAAUGUAUGCUACUGAUGUGUAGAUAUCCGACUGAAAAACUCUGGAGGGUUCCUCCUGGAGUGCGACACAAUCGCUGGCACGAUUUUAAUGUCACAGGGGCGUGAUACAGAGAUGUAUUAGAAUCUGGACUGAUAGUAAACAAACACACUUCAAUCUGAAAACAUGUGUCAGUCAGUCCAAACACAGUGGAGACGAUUUUUUUUUCUUCGCGCCUCCAUGCUGGCACUGCGUCUGCCCCACAGAGCUGUGUCAAAGAGAACAACAAAAGCAUGAACAAUGAGACACUGGAAAUUAGUUUGCGGAUGGACUGCAGUCAGAACCAUGUGAGCUUCUGUCUAUCAAACUCCUGCAGCCCGUGAGGGUGAAAAUGGGUGGAAGUAGGUGCCAGCAGAAUGACUGUAAACACGUGCGUGUGUGUGUGUGUGCGUGCUGUGUAUUUCCUGCGGCAGCCCCGCUGUGUGUCGUCUGUGUGUUUGUGGGUGGACUGGGGCCUUCCUGCCGUGCUGAUUUGAGUGAACGUGGUGCUUUUCUGUGCGAGUGUGCGUGCGCACGCGUGUGGGUGUGUGUGUAUAUACGUGUGUAUGUUCUUAAGAAAUGAUAAUAGUUGUUUUUGUUGGUGGAUAUUUUCAUGCAUCCAUUCUCAUUUUUUUUUGGUCAUUCUCGUUGCCUUUAUUGUACACUACCGUGUGUUACAUACCCAGUUAAGAUUCAGUUUAAAACCUAAAGAGAGUUCACAUUCAUUUUAAUUCUCUUCAGUCCCUUUCUAUGAAUCCUGCCUUACGUUUUCUUUCCUUUCCUUUUCAAAAAAAAAAAGUUUUUAAUUUAAAUUUUACACUUGUCUUUUUGCACUUUUUUUGUUGUUUGGUUUUGGUGUACCAUUCCAGACUUGGUAUAGGAUUGAUAGUAUCUGUGUUGUCUAACUAGAGUCACAAAGUGAAGCCCUUCUCUGUGUUAGACUGGUGAUUUGCACUGUUUUGUGCACAGUUAAUGGUAUAUUAGUAUGUGUAUUCAACCCACUCCUUUUUUUUCCUUUUAACAAAACUGCCUACACACUGUUUUACUCAGAGAAAGGGUGUGACAACAUCUAUUCAAUGCAAAGUGGGCAGGCAGUGAUGAAUAGAGAAGUGCUGUGCUGUUUUAGAAAAGCAUUGCUCUUUUCCUCCUAAUGCCUCGAUUUUACUUCCUGAGAUUUCCUCCUAACUCUCAGUAACUCAUUUAAAACUUUUUUCGAUUCUGUCCUUGCGGUGUAAUGAAAACUGCUUCACGAUAAAUUCGAAUUGGUCCCUCAUUCUUUGUGGGAUCUUACAAUCCAUCACCUCCAGAUCUCAGUUUUCUUCAGCUACAUGUUCAGCAUUAUUUAUUAGACUGUAUAUUUUGCGAGAUACCGAAGCAACAUUGGCUGCACUCGUGUUUACUUUAUCCUGAUAAACACAAACCAGCAUGUACUUUUCUUUCCCUCACAAACUUCUGAUACAAAGAUAAAAAGACAUAUCACAAGAUGUUCUGAAGAGCCUUUCAGUACUAUAGCCAUUUUCAUAAACUGCAAGAAUUUUCCCUUUUAAGGUCAUUUCAGUUUAUUUAAAAAAAAAAAAGGAAAAAAAGAAGAUUAAAAAAAAAAGAGUGACAGUGUUUUAUUAAUCUUCUAAACUAUGAGGAUGAUUGUGCCUUUGGAGUAAUCAAAUGGAAUUCAAAUGUUUUUAAUUUAAGAUAUGAAUAAAUUAAGAAUUUCUAAAACCGUGAA